Messenger RNA from Suillus discolor, 213 nucleotides. RefSeq lists its product as uncharacterized. Bases 1 to 213 code for a protein of 70 amino acids. Lineage: Eukaryota; Fungi; Basidiomycota; Agaricomycetes; Boletales; Suillaceae. The transcript is spliced from 3 exons. The record is from RefSeq and is a predicted model, not a curated record.
AUGCGCGUCGCAAGGCAUUUCAUUGACACUGUCAUCCUAUUGGAGAUAUGGGAUUGUCCAGGAAACGUCACCGUCGACACACCCGGUCUAUCUCUCGCCGAUGUCUCAACUAUAGUCUUUGUCAUACACAUUCGAGGUCUCUACCAACAUCCCAUCUCAAAGCUCGUAGAGUUCAGUCGAUGUGUACCAAAUCAACCCAUACAUAAAUUUUAA